CCUUGUUCUCUGCUCAUGCUGUUGGCUCUUACUGAUGAGCUGGUGAUUCCUUUCCAGAUGUCCAACAUCACAGUCACAUACAGAGACGGCCGAGUGGCACAGCUGGAGCAGGUGUACAUCCGUGGCAGCAAGAUCCGCUUUCUCAUUUUGCCUGACAUGCUGAAAAAUGCGCCCAUGUUAAAGAGCAUGAAAAAUAAAAACCAAGGCUCAGGGGCUGGCCGGGGAAAAGCUGCUAUUCUGAAGGCCCAAGUGGCUGCAAGAGGAAGAGGACGUGGAAUGGGGCGUGGAAACAUCUUCCAGAAGCGAAGAUAAAUUUAUCUGUUGAACAGAACUUUGCCAUUAUUUUUUCCUUUAGAUUGUCUGGAUUCAAGGGGCUAUAUGCUUAUGUAUAUGUUCUAGGUUUUCUUUUGACCUCUUUAGAUCAGGGGAAAUGUUAAACUAAAUAAAUAUGGCGGUGAUUGUU
Hyaena hyaena (striped hyena) is the source of this 463-nucleotide messenger RNA. It is a transcript of the gene SNRPD3, whose product is annotated as small nuclear ribonucleoprotein D3 polypeptide. Gene Ontology annotation, biological process: RNA processing; spliceosomal snRNP assembly. Gene Ontology annotation, cellular component: U1 snRNP; catalytic step 2 spliceosome; commitment complex. The transcript is spliced from 2 exons. The record is from RefSeq and is a predicted model, not a curated record. The coding region runs from base 16 to 312 and encodes 98 amino acids. Gene Ontology annotation, molecular function: RNA binding. NCBI's taxonomy places the organism in Eukaryota, Metazoa, Chordata, Mammalia, Carnivora, Hyaenidae.